Messenger RNA from Aspergillus bombycis, 1812 nucleotides. RefSeq lists its product as uncharacterized. Gene Ontology annotation, molecular function: hydroxymethylglutaryl-CoA lyase activity. Gene Ontology annotation, biological process: L-leucine catabolic process; ketone body biosynthetic process. The record is from RefSeq and is a predicted model, not a curated record. NCBI's taxonomy places the organism in Eukaryota, Fungi, Ascomycota, Eurotiomycetes, Eurotiales, Aspergillaceae. Bases 1 to 1812 code for a protein of 603 amino acids. The transcript has 2 exons.
AUGAAAGACCCUAGAGGCGCCGUGCGUAUCGUGGAAGUAGGACCGCGGGACGGCCUACAAAAUAUCAAAGACCAUGUGCCCACGUCAGUAAAGAUAGAGUUAAUUCGACGACUCCGCGGCACGGGUCUUCAGUCCAUCGAGUUGACGUCGGUAGUCUCCCCUCGAGCGGUUCCGCAGUUAUCGGAUUGUCGAGAUGUGCUGCGCAUGGAAGAUAUUAAGUCACUGCGGAAGGAACCUAAUAUGCGUCUUCCAGUGUUAGUUCCCAAUAUGAAGGGUCUGGAUAUAGCACUCGAAUACGGUGUUAAGGAGGUUGCGGUCUUUAUCAGCGCUACAGAAGGGUUUAGUAAGGCCAACAUCAACUGCACCGUGGAGGAGGGCUUAGAAAGGGCGAGGAAUAUUGCAGAGAAGGCUACUAGCUGUGGCCUGGCUGUCAGGGGAUACGUAUCAUGUAUAUUCUCCGACCCUUUUGACGGCCCAACGGCGCCAUCCGCAGUCCUUCAUUGCGUGAGAGAGCUGCUCGAGAUGGGAUGUUAUGAGGUUAGCCUUGGAGACACACUAGGUGUCGGCUGCCCCGAUAAAGUAAGAAGCCUUUUGGUGUAUCUGGAGGAACAUGGCGUAUCUCUCGAUUUGCUGGCGGGCCAUUUCCACGAUACGUACGGCCAGGCUGUAGCCAACACUUGGGAAGCAUAUAACUGUGGGCUUCGUGUGUUUGAUAGCAGUAUCAGCGGCCUGGGAGGUUGCCCUUACGCACCGGGCGCCAAGGGCAAUGUUGCCACGGAAGACCUAGUUUAUAUGUUUCACAAUGCGGGGAUUGCCACUGGCCUUGAUAUGCUCAAGCUGGUGGAAACCGGUCUGUGGAUAUCCACAAGACUGUCAAGAGAGAAUGCAAGUCGGGCUGGAAUAGCGCUCGCGAACACACACGGACUAGUGUGUCCACCGCGACAGACGGACCACACACCGGCCAAGGCAGCAACUUGGUCCCCAGUGAACACCAAGGGCAGGCUACUGACAUAUCGCUCGGGUGGCAAUUUUAAGAUUGUACUCAAUCGACCGAAAAGGGGCAACACAUUCACGCAGAAGAUGGUCGCCGACCUUAUAGCUAUUAUCGCAAGUUGCAACAAGGACCCUUCCCUCUUGAACAUUAUCAUCACUGCAACCGGGGGAUACUUCUGCAUGGGAGUGGAAAUUGGAAAGACUAUGCCAUUCAUUGCUCAGGGUGCUUCAAGAAAUCCCCAGGCAAAACAUCUUGCUGCCUUACUGGAAUUGAUGAAACGCUCACCCAAAACGACAGUUGCAUGCAUAAAUGGUCACGCCUUUGGUGGCGGUGUCGAGUUAGCACUUGCUUGUGAUGUCAGGGUUAGCCUUAGGGCAGCAACAUUGACAUUUACCGAGGCGACAUUUAAACAGGCCAGGAAUUCUAGCUCGAAGUGGAAGAGCGCUUUUAUACGCAACGCAGUUUUCUCCACUCAUUCCACCACGGCGGAAAAUCUCAAGUCACUAGGGCUGGUAUCUGAAAUUGUGGAAGACCAGGGACAACUACGGGCCGGCCUUGAUGAUUUGCUCAUACGCCUGAACAACUCCAGACCUGCUAAACCACGGGUGUCCAAGGAGCUUUCAUGGUCGACGAGGGCGAAUGCGGGAUGGGAUGCACAGGUUGAUACUCUUGAUGCGACUUUUUUCAAAACGAUGAAGCUUGAUGUCGGCCAAGGCGACAUGAAAGCGUCCUACAGCGGACGUAGAGAUGAUUUGAAACGUGCAUUGAAGAGCGUUUGGGGACAAGGUCGCCGAUGGAGAGAGGGAGCGGCCGUAUGA